UGAUUAUUUCUUGUAACUUCUUUCAGACAACAGAGAAAUAUGCAGAUCUUUGUGAAGACCCUGACUGGCAAGACCAUCACCCUUGAGGUCGAGCCAUCCGACACCAUCGAGAAUGUCAAGGCCAAGAUCCAAGACAAGGAGGGCAUCCCGCCAGACCAGCAGCGUCUCAUCUUUGCUGGGAAGCAGCUGGAAGAUGGCCGCACCCUGUCUGACUACAACAUCCAGAAAGAGUCCACCCUUCAUCUUGUCCUGCGUCUGCGUGGUGGCAUGCAGAUCUUCGUGAAGACCCUCACAGGCAAGACCAUCACCCUGGAAGUUGAGCCAUCUGACACCAUUGAAAACGUCAAGGCCAAGAUCCAAGACAAGGAGGGCAUCCCGCCAGACCAGCAGCGUCUCAUCUUUGCUGGCAAGCAGUUGGAAGAUGGCCGCACCCUGUCCGACUACAACAUCCAGAAAGAGUCAACCCUUCAUCUGGUGCUGCGUCUGCGUGGUGGCAUGCAGAUCUUCGUGAAGACCCUGACAGGCAAGACCAUCACCCUGGAAGUUGAGCCAUCUGACACCAUCGAGAACGUCAAGGCCAAGAUCCAAGACAAGGAGGGCAUCCCCCCAGACCAACAGCGUCUCAUCUUUGCCGGCAAGCAGCUAGAAGAUGGCCGCACCCUGUCCGACUACAACAUCCAGAAGGAGUCAACACUCCACUUGGUUCUCCGUCUGCGUGGUGGCAUGCAGAUCUUCGUGAAGACCCUCACAGGCAAGACCAUCACCCUGGAAGUCGAGCCAUCAGACACCAUCGAGAACGUCAAGGCCAAGAUCCAAGACAAGGAGGGCAUCCCGCCAGACCAACAGCGUCUCAUCUUUGCCGGCAAGCAGCUUGAAGAUGGCCGCACCCUGUCCGACUACAACAUCCAGAAGGAGAGCACCCUCCACUUGGUCCUGCGUCUGCGUGGUGGCAUGCAGAUCUUCGUUAAAACCCUGACAGGCAAGACCAUCACCCUGGAAGUGGAGCCAUCUGACACCAUCGAGAACGUCAAGGCCAAGAUCCAAGACAAGGAGGGCAUCCCACCAGACCAACAGCGUCUCAUCUUUGCCGGCAAGCAGUUGGAAGAUGGCCGCACCCUGUCCGACUACAACAUCCAGAAGGAGUCAACCCUUCAUCUGGUGCUGCGUCUGCGUGGUGGAUUCUAAGAAAGCAACGCAACAGCUGAAACAUUCCUCUCAAAAUGCAUGCUUUUUCUAGUGUUUAAAGUAUUAAAGCACUUUAAAAAUGAACAGAAUUGAAUUUAUCCUGGACCAGCUUUCCUUAAAGUUUAACAAACACACUUGUGAAAGAAUUGUCCUAUGUGUAAUUUUGUAACUGUCUUUUGCACCAGAUGCUUUGUAGUGAUGCCACAUGUUUCAAUAAAGAGCAAUGAGCAUUGAA
Molecule: messenger RNA, 1420 nt
Organism: Branchiostoma belcheri (Belcher's lancelet)
Lineage: Eukaryota; Metazoa; Chordata; Leptocardii; Amphioxiformes; Branchiostomatidae
Product: polyubiquitin-B
Exons: 1
Coding region: 40-1185 (381 amino acids)
Biological process (GO): protein ubiquitination; modification-dependent protein catabolic process
Cellular component (GO): nucleus; cytoplasm
Molecular function (GO): protein tag activity; ubiquitin protein ligase binding
Source: RefSeq, a predicted model, not a curated record